Molecule: messenger RNA, 3042 nt
Organism: Asterias rubens (European starfish)
Lineage: Eukaryota; Metazoa; Echinodermata; Asteroidea; Forcipulatida; Asteriidae
Product: laccase-1-like
Exons: 8
Coding region: 248-2305 (685 amino acids)
Biological process (GO): iron ion transport
Cellular component (GO): plasma membrane
Molecular function (GO): oxidoreductase activity; copper ion binding
Source: RefSeq, a predicted model, not a curated record
UGUCCCAGGGAAUUCUGUUUGCCGGAGUUUCUGUCCCCAAAACCGGAAAUUAACAUGGGCUGGAGGAGAAGGAUCCACAAGAGACUAACAGGAGAGAAGGAGUUUGUACACAGUUUCGCCGUAUAUGGGGAUGGAAUCUCCUGGGGACAAAAUCUUCUGCCACACCGGCUCACCCGCCAUACAGGACCGCUCACAGUGAAAGAAACUCACCGACUGACUUGAAACAAAUCAAUUGACGAACGACCAGAUGGCAACGUUAGAUCGUCCUCUCAGCUCUGGUGUUUGUGCUCUGACUAUCAUCCUGUACACGUCAUUGCUUAAUGGACCUCAGACGGUAAAAGGACUGAGCCAGUCUGAUGUAGAACACCACUGCAUGCGACCUUGUGAUUGGCCAUCGAAGCCCCGGACCUGCCGCUAUGAGUUCACCGUUGAGUGGUCUUACAGCAUGUCCAAGGCGUGCUUCAAGUGUCCCUUCAAUGUGACUGAUUGUUACCGGCCACAUUGCUUGGCUCUGGACGGGGCUCCUAGAGCUGUAGCCGUUGUCAACAAGCAGUUCCCAGGACCGAGUAUUCAGGUUUGUGAACACGACCAACUAUCUGUGCAGGUCAACAACUACUUGGUGAACGCUGAGGGCGUUACCAUACACUGGCACGGCCUUCACCAACGCGGUACACCAUACAUGGACGGCACCUCUCAGGUCACACAGUGCAACAUCCCAACUCGCUCCAGCUUCACCUACGAGUUCCUGGCGGACACCCCCGGAACGCACUGGUGGCAUUCUCACACAGGUAUGCAGCGAUCCGACGGAGUCUUCGGACCUCUGAUCAUUAAGCAAGCCGCUCCUGAUGAUCCGCACAGCGGGCUUUACGAUUACGAUCUUCCGGAACACGUGGUGGUCGUCCACGACUGGUUUCACGAGGUUACCGUAAACCGGUUCGCAGGGCACCACCUUUCCACCCUCAGUGGUUCUCCGGAUUCCAUUCUGGUGAACGGCAGAGGGCAGUCUAUCGAGUAUACCAUGAGUGACUCAAACCAGACUUACAAAACUCCUAGGGAAGUCUUUCACGUGGAUCUCGGUAAGAGGUAUCGCUUCCGGACUAUCAGCAACGCCAUCUUAGAUUGUCCCAUAGAGGUCUCAUUGGACAAGCACAACCUGACUGUGAUUGCCAGCGAUGGGUCUCCAUUCGAGCCCGUCCAGGUGGCGCGUUACGUUAUCUACGGUGGGGAGAGGUUCGACUUCGUUCUGACUGCUGACAGGGCCGUUGGUAGAUACUGGAUGAGGUUCAAGGGAUUAGGUCUCUGCAGUGGGGUCCAGGGACUAGCGAUGGUGGUUUACAACAAUGUUGAAGGAGAAGAGGAUCUGGCAUCAGAGGAUUAUCCAGGGAUAGCCCCGGAAGGGAUACUUCUCAAUCCGUUUAAUCUACCAGCUUCGGAAACUGUCAUGACUGUUGAUCAGCUGACCGCAAUAGAAAAGCAGGCGGAGUCUUUAGAGAACAACGACAGAACCUUCUACAUCGCGAUGGAUUUUGGAAACAUUACCAACCCUAACUACAACCACCCAGACUACUAUCCCGUCGGGCUGAAACCUGGUCAUUUUGUGUACACGUCACAGCUCAACUUCGUGGCCUUUGUACCCCCGGGGUCACCACCUUUGACCCAGCUUGCUGACAUCCCGGAGUUUGAGCUUUGCAGCUUCGAAUCUACGGAGGCAAAGAGAGACCAUUGCAAGGAGGCGUACUGUGAGUGUACUCACUAUUUGGAGGUCGACCUCGGAGAAGUGGUCGAGUUGGUCCUAGUUGAUGAAGGUAUACCGUUUGAGGGCAGUCACCCCAUGCACCUUCACGGAUACAGCUUCCAGGUGGUUGCAAUGGGAAAGAUAGGAGAUUCGACCACCGUUGAGGAAGUGAAAAGACUCGACCAGGCAGGAGGCAUCAAUAGAAAUUUCGUGAAAGCACCCCGUAAGGAUACCGUGAUAAUUCCGGAUGGGGGUUACACAGUCGUCCGCUUCGCUGCCGAUAAUCCUGGCUGGUGGCUAUUCCACUGUCAUCUACAGUUUCAUAGUGACGUAGGAAUGGCGAUUGUGUUGCAUGUCGGCAAGGACCAAGACCUACCUCCCAAACCGAAGGAUUUCCCACGUUGUGGUAACUGGUACCCACAUGGCAAUGAAACUGACAAGCCCCCACCAUCCCAGAUGCCUUGCAGUGCCUUACGGUCUACUAGUUCCAUGUCUUAUGUGUUUAUGGCGCUGAACUCAUGUAUGGUAGUUGCUGUGACUCGGCUUGGCUGCGCAUCAUUUUGGUGCUAGACAAAUUCUGAAUACAGGUAUAGUAUGCUGUUAAUAAUCCGAUGGUCUGCGCAUCGCAAACUAGACAAAAUUCAGGUAGAUGUUGUUUACGUUGCUCGGCUAGGCUGUGCAUCAUUUUGUUACUAUAUAAAUUCCUAUUAUAGUAUUUUUCUGUGACUCGGCUGGUCGUCGCAUCAUUUGGUACUAGACAAAUUCAGGUAGGCCUACAUAGAUGUUGUUUCUGUUACUCAGCUGGACUGCGCAUCAGUUUGGUACUAGAACAACAAUUACCCUCUGUUUUAUAAAAAUAAAAGUCGGAAAAUGUAGAAUGUAAGAUCAAAAGGUCUUCUUCCGUAAACUUCAUUGGUGCCGCUGAUAGCCACUUUCCACGGAUCUCGGUUCAGCAUCAACGUCCUCAACUGGUAGUUUCUUGUACGUUGCGCUGCGUCUGUUUUCACCGGUUCACGUAUGUCUUCUCGAUCCCUGCUCUAGUCUGAACAUCUGACGUCACACGCCAGAGAGGGGCCUCAUGCCUAGAGGCUAAUCUUCGCCCAAUAAUUACCUUUCACCUACGUUUAUUAUGCAGACGACCGAAAGUGUCUAGCUGCCUAACGUCACCUUUUGCACAAAUCCAAACACAUAUCCAAUAAAUUCACUGGUUCUGAAAUAAUCUGUCAUCCUUGCGGAUAGAGACAGGGUACCAUGUCUAUUCCCGCCUCUGCUCUUAGCAAGCUCCAUCGACGGGUUCCCGAAAAAAA